AGCAGCGGGCAGAACAGGAAGUCUGACCGCUGGAGUCUGCAGUGGGACCCCUAGUGUUUUCCCACUCCAUGUCCUGGCAUCCUUCCCCAGAAGUACAAACACACACACACAGAGCUCCCAUUGUUGCAGCCCUCCCCAGCCCACUGAUCCUAAUAUGGAAUGCAGCAGGAAACCCAUGAUUUCCUGAUACUCGGCAAGCUGGAGGAAGCAGGGGGAAAUCUCCAUUUAAAAGCGCAGCUUUCCUCCAUGUUAGAUGUGAGGUGGAAAAUGGGAAAGAUUUAGCAAAAUUCCUCCGUGCCUUCAGCCAGGCUGGAGAGGACGAGAGCAGGGUGAAACCCUCAGGCUGCUGAAAUUUCUGAGGUGUGGGGAAGCCUCUAGAAUCCUACAGGAAGGAGCGUCUCCUAAGUGGAACUGAUAGGGAAGAGGAAUAGAUCCUUUUAAUAAUUCCCCCAAGUGUGUGCUCCCUUACUUUACUAGAAUGGUAAGCAACAGGGCAUCCGCGUGCCUCGGACAUGCCUGCAUGAUCCAAGGUAGCCAAAGUAAGGCAGGGUAAACUCCAGCCUGGCGCUCACUUCCCACAGCUUCAUGUGCUUUGGAAGCAGCAGCAGCAGCAGCAGCAGCAGCAGCUGGAGCCGCAAGAAUGAACUGCAAAGAGGGAAAUGACAGCAGCUGCAGUUGCAGUGGCAACGAGGAGAAAAAGAUGCUGAAGUGUGUGGUGGUUGGGGACGGUGCCGUGGGGAAAACCUGCCUGCUGAUGAGCUAUGCCAAUGAUGCCUUCCCCGAGGAGUACGUGCCCACUGUGUUUGACCACUAUGCAGUUACAGUGACCGUGGGAGGAAAGCAGCACCUGCUCGGACUCUAUGACACUGCAGGACAGGAGGACUAUAAUCAGCUGAGGCCGCUCUCCUACCCCAACACCGAUGUGUUUUUGAUCUGCUUCUCGGUUGUAAAUCCUGCCUCUUACCACAAUGUCCAGGAGGAAUGGGUGCCGGAGCUGAAGGACUGCAUGCCUCAUGUGCCUUACGUCCUCAUAGGGACCCAGAUUGAUCUCCGCGAUGACCCCAAAACCUUGGCCCGCCUGCUAUAUAUGAAGGAGAAGCCGCUCACUUACGAGCAUGGAGUGAAGCUUGCAAAAGCGAUCGGAGCACAGUGCUACUUGGAAUGCUCAGCCCUGACUCAGAAGGGUCUCAAAGCGGUUUUUGAUGAAGCCAUCCUCACCAUUUUCCACCCCAAGAAAAAGAAGAACCGCUGCUCAGAAUGUCACGGCUGCUGUUCCAUCAUCUGAAGCUGCUGGAGACUCGCCUCCACCCCACCCAAGGGUGCCACAGCAGCCAAUCUCGGCCACCCAGCUCCAGCCAAAAAGGAGGGCGGGACCAGAAAUGAAUUCCCUCGCACCAAGGCCGCCCCACCUGUGAGCUCCCCAGCACGGCCUCCCCGUCAACCAACUGCCACGUCCCCAGUCCCCCCAUCCCGGCCAGAAGCACCCACGCCGCACCCCGACGUUAAAGCGGAGCUGGAUUUCAGACAGUGUAGCUGCCGAACUCGUGGGGAACAGUCAAAGGGCCAUCUCGCCCUCCACCUGCUGCUCCCACAAGCACAAAGCUGAUGGGAGAGGAGGAGCUCAGUUCCCGAAUUGGUGGCCUUACAUCUUUUACAAAACUCGGGAAUAUAUAUAUAUAUAUAAAAAAAAAACAACGUUUUCUUCUGAAUCUGCUGUUUUACCCAUCGUGUUACGUUCCUUUUGCAUUAUUUCAAGAAAUUUCCUAAUUUUUUUUUCAAUUCACUCAGGCCUUACAAAUCCAUACCAAAGCAGCCUAAAGACAAGACGGUUGAUGUUCGCUUCUAUUCUCAGCAUGUUUCUACCAAAGUCAUUGGAACCAACAUGUACCUCUGAAUGCCUGAUUAUAAGAGAACUUUAAAUUUUUCAAAAUUUUACAGAGCAAUACCUUUUGAGGAAAAAAAAAAAAACACCAUCUGAAUUAUUCUGCAGAUCCACAUUUUUAGCCAAAAAUUCACUGUAAAAGGGCUUACGUUGAUAAGUGAACUGCUUUUUUCCACCUACUAUUGCCAGCCAGGGCAAACUAAAAAUGAACUGAGUUAAGAAAGAAGUAAUUCUGCUUUCCCUCCAAAUGGCAUGAAGGAAGGGUAUGGCAGAACCCAUCUUUUCAAAUAUUAAGUAAAAUGGACUUCUCUGCUUCCUGCUCCCCUCCACCAUUGCGUGUUCUUUUCCUCCUUGACACUUGACACUUUCUCCUAUGCCCAAUUCCUUUGUUCUUCGCAGUCAUAACCUGACCUAAAAGAAAGAGCUGGACAUUGGACAUGAAAAAGCAAGUGUUUCAAAAAUCUCCCGGUUCAAGCAAAGUGCCUCGAUUUUUCCACUUGCUUAGACAGACCGAAGGUGCUUCUAGCUUGCACUAUGGACGCUCCUGUUCCAUUUAAAUGACAUUUUCCAGUUACAGCAGGCAGUAAAUUACUGCCUCUCUCUCUCUCCAUAUUCAUUAUUCUAAAAGUUUGUCUAGGAACCAGGUUUGUGAAUACCAAGCUCUGAAUCCUUUUUCCAAAUGAUGCAUUCCAAGGACUUUGGCUUACGAGAAGAAAAAGCUCGCAGUAGGGGGGUCUUGUGACCUUCCUAUAUGACAAUUCCAAACAUCCAGAAAUUCUUGCGUCACAGGGAGCUACUUCCUCCCUUUUAAAUAGAGAAUAAGAUGGCUUCUAAUUAGUCUUAUUUGCUUUCACGUGCCCUGGAAUAACCCAGGUAGUCACUUGAUCAUUUUAUAUUAUUGCAUAAGCAAAGCCUGUUUUUGCAGUAUAAAAUAUGUCAAAUUUUUUUUCAUAUUCAAGCUGUUGAAAAAAUCCAGUGUUUCUGUCCCUUCUGCUCCUAGAAGAACCACAUAGAAAAGAAUUGUAUUAUGAGUCUUUUCUCUUAAGACCUUUCAUGAUACCCCUUCAGUCUUUUGUUUUUAUUGGUUAAUUGGUUAGUUAGUUUAGAAUUUCUGAAAUGUGUUUUCCUUUCUUCCACAUUGCAAAUGCUAGUUUUUCUUUUCUCCCAUCUAAUUGCUAGCAUUUUCUUAAACACACACACACACACACACACACACACACACACACACACACACACACCACCUAAAAGGAAACAGAAGCUUUGUAAGUCAAAGCUUGACAUUUAGAGAACAUGAGGACUUUCUGCCUUUGUAAAUGGAAAUCAACCAUGUAUGAACUAUAGCUGCAGAGGUUAUGAGUUCAUCCUUUACAAACAAUAAUGAGCAUUUAGCCCUGUAAUAAAGGAAGUGUUGUUAGUCAGUUUUGUUACAUUAUUGCGUCACUACAUCUUGCUAAAAGGCCACUCCUUACUUCUCAUUGAUGUGGAUGAAAAAUUGAAAGCAGUACAUUAGCUCCACCAGAGAGAAUUUUCCAGAUGUGUGCACAGGCACAUAGCUCCCCAGGUCAUCACCUCCUUAGUGGGCCACUGGGAUGAAAGUGUUCACAGUGAGAAGAUCACUGUCACACAGAGCCGGAGCCUGGACAGAGAGACUAUUGGUGUCGGAAUGGAAUACAGACUCCUCCAAGAGGCCUUAGGAGUCAAUUACCAAGUAGAACAAAGCAACCCAAGUGAGUUAGCAUCCCACCAAAUCAGUCAUUCAUUCCCUCUUUUAUGGCAAGACCUAAUUCAUUUCACUAGAAAGUGGUUUCUGCUGUAUGAUCAAAUGGAAUGCUCUGAAACUACAAAUAUAAAAAGACAUAGAAAUCGGAAAAAGGAUCUUUAAUGGUCCACGCUGUCUCCCAGAGUUAACAAAUGGCCGCUGAUCUCCAUGUGAGGACAGAAUCUUAACUUUUCAGAGCUAGAAAAGGCCUCAGAAACUGUAGUCCAGGCCUUCCUGCACAGAUGAGAAACUCUACUGCAAUGGCCUAAGAGAGGUGUGUUGUGCCAGAGCCAGCACAGAUCUUGGCUCUUCUGCUUCCCAUCCAAUGCCCUUGAGCCUCAAUUGAUUCAUUAACACACCCAUUAAGUUGGAGUUUUGUAGGCACAUCAUUGGAGUUAUAUCAUUUAUCCUACAGAUCUCAGACACAUUUUGACCAUAUAUUCAAUUAUUAAUAAUAAUUACAAAAUUUACAAAGACAUCUAGAAGGUAGCAUCCAAUGUGAUAGAUUUUACACCGUAUGGAAUGCAUUUGACAGUACUUUAUUCAAGCAAGCUAAGAAAAUAAUAGUAGAAGAUGAAAUCUUUAAGGUUACUCUCCAGAUACAUUUUGAACACACAACUUCUUAUAGUUAAGCCACUAUAAAUAAGAUAAGCCAUCAAACUACUAAAAAACUACAGACAAGAAUUCAGUCUAUUCUCUAAUAUGCCUGGAAUCCAGGGUAAUCAGCAAUGUAAUCCCAAUCUAAUGGUUCAAUCAAUAGUUUGACAGACUUUUUUUUGGGGGGGGGACUGGGAUUGAACUCAGGGGCACUUAACCACUGAGCCUCACUAAGUUGCUUAGGGUCUUGCUAAGUUGCUGAGGCUGGCUUUGAACUUGUGAUCCUCCUGCCUCAGCCUCCCAAGCUGCUGAGUUUACAGGCAUGUGCCACUGCUUUGGGUUGGACAGAUUUUUUUUUUCACUCAGAUGUUUGAUUGGUUGGUUGAUGGAAUUAAUGGACUCCUUAGGCUAUUUCAAAAAUACAGAAGGACUAAGACACAAGUCAAAAUCAUGGUCCACAUAAGAAAUCUGGUCUGAUUUCUGCCAAGAAAAGUUAGACAAUUACUAAAGGUGAGAACUACAGCAACAUUAAACUAGGAAGCACCAAGCUGGGAGGUCAAAAGUAAGUCAUACACAUGUGGCAAGAAGGCUUUGGUACUGAGACUUUGAUGGCAAUAUGUCUGUUUAUGAUAUGCAAAAUAUCUUUUGGAAGAUGAGCAAUCCAUCAGAGAAGUGGGUGCAACCACACACAAUGUUCAUUAGACCCCCAAUAGGAAAAUAGUAUUAGAGUGGUAGCAAAAGAACACUCACAAUUACACUCACAAUUUUAGGAGAAAAUAAAGAAAGCUAAAUCCAAAAUUUGAAUCCAACAAAAAAUUGGUCAAUGUUUAAAGUUGAGCGUCUUCAAGAAUAAAUACAUUUACUGUCAUGUAACUAAAAAGAACAAAUAAAAAAAUUUUAAAAGAAGAAAAAAUAUAUUUCACUUGAGGCAAGCAUCCCCAGAUGCCCUAUGACAUUCAUAAAUGCAAACUCAUUCAUGACACCAAAGAGAUUCCAAAUGGAGGGUUUGUUUUAAAAGCAUACUUGACAUCAUGCUGGAGAUUUUUAUCUAACCAGUUAUAGGUUCAUUUUUAAAACCCACCCUUGUUUAGCUGCCAGGAUUUGAAAUCUGCAUUCACUCUCAACAGAGAGAACCAGAGGGCACCAGCUGUUUAGAGAGUCACUGAGUAUCAGUAAGUCCAAGUAUCAGUAAGAAAACUGCACAAGAUAGUGUUGUUUCCAGGACCCUUAGAAACAGAAAGGAAAAGAGAAGAUCAUGGAAAACUGAGUUUCUUAGGAAAGAAGUUAGGAAUUUUAGAAAAAAGGUAACAGGAUGGAGAGGAAGCCCCAACCAAACACAAGGCAGAACACACACCUGAGAAUCCUCCUGGAGAGUGGUUAACUUCUUUCUGCCUGGUCUCUAGAGGCAGAGGGAGGAAUGGACUGUGAUUAUGAAGAGCACUCCAUGAUCAUCAGGACUCCUCAGGUCACGAUCCUAGGACUCAUGAUUCACUACAGAUGAGUGCAAUUCUAGACCAUGUUCUUUGGGUCUUUCAUAGCAGGAUGGGAGCUCAGCCUCUCACCAUCUCUGUUUACACGGAACAUGCAGUCAAGGAAAAUCAAGAAACAUGAUUGAACAAAUGAAAGUUUUCCUGAGCUCAAACAUGACUUGAAAAUCUGAAGAGGGUGACCUUUGGAAUAUCUGGACAAACAGUUCCUUGUGUGAAUGGUAUUGAUGCAUCUUCAAUGGAGUACUUCCAAAAGAAAGAUGGUAUUUAAUAGGCACCAGUGCAAUCGCAUAUGAUAAAGCAAUAAUUCAUGGUGCUUCCAUGGCCAACAAAGACCAGAGCACCAAGCUCUAUCUUCAGCAUCACCUCAGCCAUCAGGGGCUCCGCUGUGCUCUUUGGGUGUCCCUUGGGGGUCAGGGAAACAAAGAGUCAAAGAGAGUUUGGCUCAUCUGUGAAAUGGUGGGGUGCAAGUCACCAACCGUUUUUGCCUUUGAAAUCCCACUACAGGAAAUUAGAGUGAAAACUGCAUGAUGAAUGUUGGUCACAAUAUAUUUCUUCUCCCUUAUGGGGGAUAUGAUGUCAAGGAUCAGGGUUGCUUUGGUGCAUGUGUGUUUUAAACGCAUCCUACCCUGGAAGUUUUAUUUUGUUCUAUGAGUUCUGCUGUGGCUCAGAAGCUUUGUGAAGGCACAGCUGGAGUCAUUCUGUUGUGUCUUUAGCUAUGUCCUCCAAGUCUCUCAGUCACACAGUUUGCUGAAUAGGAUCUGAUCAGGGUUAUAGGGGAUGUCAUGUCCGGGGCAUCAGGAGGAGAAGGUUCCCAUAGUCACGCUUCGCUUCCCUGGGACCCUGUACAAGGCAGUCUUCAGUUUGUGAGUUCUUUGAGGGGUGGGGGGUGGAGAGACGGCUUCUGAGUAGAGCUGCGUGUUUGGGACAGCUUUGUAAAUACACAUCUAAAAUCACCUCUACCUAGCAUGGUUUAAUUUUUUUUUUUUUUAAGCAGACUCUUUUGUCCUCCAGGAGUCAAGAGGCAAGAAAGUUAAUGGAUUCUACAUCCUCAUCACCUGGUCACACUGUCUUUCUCUCUGAGUCAACAGAAAUUACUGUUUAAGUACAUCUCGGCAGAGGUUUAUUCCUCAACUGUAACAGUUCAUGUUCUACUCGAUGUAAUCUCUACAGUCAAGGGCAGGACAGCUGGUCCGCUCGCUGGCUGGUGUUCCUACCAUCUGCGUCUUAUGUAAUGGCUAUUCUAUGUACCUUGGUCAUUAUUAAUGGAAUGUUAUUUCAUGUACUCUUUAACCUUGCAGUUUAUUUUGUGUCAUGUUCUGAUUUUCAAAUCAUUAAAUAGUCUUCUUCUCA
This is a messenger RNA of Ictidomys tridecemlineatus (thirteen-lined ground squirrel), 7078 nucleotides long. It is a transcript of the gene Rhoj, whose product is annotated as ras homolog family member J. Gene Ontology annotation, molecular function: GTPase activity; GTP binding. NCBI's taxonomy places the organism in Eukaryota, Metazoa, Chordata, Mammalia, Rodentia, Sciuridae. Gene Ontology annotation, biological process: small GTPase-mediated signal transduction. The record is from RefSeq and is a predicted model, not a curated record.